AUGGCUUCCGCUGAUAAGGGUCUCGAGGAGAUCCCAGAAGGUCAAAUUGAGUCCAACUAUGACGAGACAGUUGAUUCUUUCGAUACCAUGAACCUCAAGGCUGAGCUUCUCCGAGGUGUCUAUGCCUACGGUUUCGAGCGUCCAUCCGCUAUUCAGGCUCGCGCUAUCAUGCCAGUCAUCAAGGGCCACGAUGUCAUCGCUCAAGCCCAGUCCGGAACCGGAAAAACCGCUACUUUCUCCAUCUCCGUUCUCCAAAAGCUUGACCCCAACAUCAAGCAAUGCCAGGCUCUGAUUCUCGCCCCCACCCGUGAAUUGGCCCAGCAAAUCCAGAAGGUCGUUAUCGCCAUCGGUGAUUUCAUGAACAUUGAGUGCCACGCAUGUAUCGGUGGUACCAGCGUUCGUGAUGACAUGAAGGCUCUUCAGGAAGGUCCCCAAAUCGUUGUCGGUACCCCAGGUCGUGUCCAGGACAUGAUUCAACGACGAUUCUUGAAGACCGACUCGAUGAAGAUGUUCGUUCUUGACGAGGCCGAUGAGAUGCUUUCCCGCGGUUUCACCGAGCAAAUCUACGACAUCUUCCAGCUCCUCCCUCAAUCCACCCAGGUCGUCCUUCUUUCCGCUACCAUGCCACAAGACGUCCUUGAGGUCACCACCAAGUUCAUGCGCGACCCCGUCCGUAUCUUGGUCAAGAAGGCCGAACUGACCCUCGAAGGUAUCAAGCAAUUUUACAUUGCCGUCGAGAAGGAGGAUUGGAAAUUGGACACCCUCUCCGAUUUGUAUGAGACCGUCACCAUCACCCAAGCCGUUAUCUUCUGCAACACCCGUAGGAAGGUCGACUGGCUCACGGACAAACUCACUGCCCGUGACUUCACUGUCUCCGCCAUGCACGGUGACAUGGACCAGGGUCAGCGUGACCUGAUUAUGAAGGAGUUCCGAUCCGGUUCAUCUCGUGUCUUGAUCGCCACCGAUCUUUUGGCCCGUGGUAUUGAUGUCCAGCAAGUGUCCUUGGUCAUCAACUACGAUCUUCCCGCCAACCGCGAAAACUACAUCCAUCGCAUCGGUCGUGGUGGUCGUUUCGGACGGAAGGGUGUUGCCAUCAACUUCGUUACCGCGGAGGAUGUGCGCAUGAUGAGAGAGAUUGAGCAGUUCUACAGCACUCAAAUUGAGGAGAUGCCAAUGAACGUUGCCGACCUCAUCUAA
This is a messenger RNA of Lachnellula hyalina, 1197 nucleotides long. It is a transcript of the gene tif1, whose product is annotated as ATP-dependent RNA helicase. Bases 1 to 1197 code for a protein of 398 amino acids. Lineage: Eukaryota; Fungi; Ascomycota; Leotiomycetes; Helotiales; Lachnaceae. The transcript has 5 exons. The record is from RefSeq and is a predicted model, not a curated record. Gene Ontology annotation, molecular function: RNA binding; ATP binding; RNA helicase activity.